AUGGCUUCGAACGCCCACGACGAGGCCGACGCAUGGCCUGAGUCGGACGACGAGCCCUGGAGCGAGGACGAGGACGAGGUGGACGCGCUCGACGUCAAGGCGGCCGAGAAGCGCUUGCUCAUGAUAAAAGAUUUCUGGCACGCUCUCAACAAACUGCCGAUGCUCAAGCACGCCGCCUAUCUUCACGCAUGCACGAUGGAGUUUAGGCGUCUGUGCGCUGUGCACGUGCGACAUGACGGGCCUCCGAGCGAAGCCGACAUGGCGCGUCGGAAGGAAAUCAUCGACGCCGAGAACGUUGUGGCCGACAAGCAGCGCGUGUACAUCGCCCAGGGCGGCGACGACGCUCUCGAGGCGGACGGGCAACUCGCGCUCAUCGUCGACUUGCGCCAUGACCUCGCAAAGCAAGCAAGUGCCGCCGCUGAGGAGGAGGAGGCCGAGCUCAGCAGCAGCCCCAACUCGACCGCGCACAAGGAGGUGCAGCGCGCUCGGGCCCUCCUCGACGCCAUCGCUCAAACUGCCGACGUCGUCACCGCCAGGGGCGAGCGCUACCUUGAAGCGUACGCGGUCAGCAACCUGCGGCCCGCGCUGUACCACCUCAACCAGCAGCAUCCGCUCCUCCGUCGCCCGCUCGACCGCCAGGCUCUACCCGUACCCUACCCGCUCGAGCACCACAACGACGAGGACGCACGCAACGUGCUGCGCAGCGCCUUCGAGCGACGGCACCAGCCAGGGUCGUCCUCGGCGCGCCCACGCCGCGCCCGGUACAACAGGCGCCGGCGGCAGUCAACGCUACAGCGCGUCAUAUCCACGACCGAGUCGUCAAUGGCCAAGGCGGGCUCAUCGAGCCAGGGCGGGCUGCGCCGAGGGCUCCUGUACUUCGGACGAGAUUAUUGA
Rhodotorula graminis WP1 is the source of this 894-nucleotide messenger RNA. RefSeq lists its product as uncharacterized. The record is from RefSeq and is a predicted model, not a curated record. Lineage: Eukaryota; Fungi; Basidiomycota; Microbotryomycetes; Sporidiobolales; Sporidiobolaceae. The transcript is spliced from 8 exons. Bases 1 to 894 code for a protein of 297 amino acids.